CUUCAACAGAAAUAACUCCCCUUGGUUCAAAUACCCCUCAAAUUGCUAUUAUCAUACGGCUCCUAUUCUGUUGCGUAUUGAGACACGUGGACCAAUGAUGCUGCAUGUGUUGGAAAUUAUCCUGCAGAUUUGAAGCGCCUGAUUGGCCAUUAAAUGGGGAGGCUGGGAGAAUCCCGUUUGCAUCUGAAUGAUGAUGAGAAAAGGGCACCAAAUACAGGGGAAACGAGCGCAGAGCGUUUAGUAUCAUCAAGCAAUGUGUGUUUUGUAAACAACAGAGUCUACAAUUGAGUUAUGUGCAUAUGUCGAUGUGAACUGUUCUGGGGCUUCCGUGUGAACUUACAAAUCGGAUAACCUCCCGUUCCGAAAUCACUAGUUUUGCCAUCUGACAGGUCUCUUAUGUGGAUUCGACAGUAAAUGCUCUGGCACGGAAAGUUGCUCUGGGUAUAAUUUUUGUUUACAAGUCUCAAUCAUUGAUCCAGAAAUCCAUAAGUAUUGAUCUGUUUGCAUCAAACCCACUCGCACUGAAUAUUGGACCCUUUUUCACGGAAUAACCAACAUCGGAAUUACACUGAAAACCUGACUGCUUAUGAUGAUGGCUAAACCAUCCCUAAAGAGCCGCUUGCUUGGUGCGUAUUAUUCGCCCAACCAUCCUAGCACCAGAAAGAACAACGCAUCAAAAUGUACCUAAACCGCUCAGCCAGGGAUAAUAAGGCAUCCAACCUGCAUUUCUCACCGUGAAACAGUGACAUAAAUUGUAAAAAUGGCCGAGAUCCCACGAGACUUGCAGCAAGCACGCGUUGGUUCUGCCCUGUGUAUCCACAAAGUGCGACGGUCAUUUUAAUCUCCAUAGUCCCACAUCCAAAUCUCCGUCUCCCCCUGCCCUUUCGUGUUUUACAAACGAAGGCGUCGCGCGGUGACUGAGACAAUCAUGCUGGGAGACAGUGGCUGCAGUCUUGACGUAGGAUUAUAGCGAACACGACAGUUCGUGAUAAGCGCUGGUGAGAGAGAGCGAUCAGGCUUUAUACGGAGACGCGCUGUCCCGACCCGAUGCCAAUUUGAAGCCCUUCCGCUGAAAACUCAUAUCCAACGCGCAUGAACGAAUACCCGAGUUGACCAAGUCCAACACUUACAGCGGGCGGCUCGGCCCAUCGCAAAUCGCAAUUGAACCUCGCAACGAAAGGGCAUGAACUUCACACCAGGUCCACCGCAUUCUCCUGGCCCUUUCGUAUCACUUCGCCUGCUCUUAAGUUGCGACAGUUUGCGCAAGUGCGAGCCUGUUAGCUUAAUUGUGCGAGUUGGGCGCAUAACUCUUCUGGAAGCUCUUCAACUGUGUCGCGCUCUUAGUUACCGACUUCUUUCAUUCACCUCUUUCUUUACGCUUGGUGGUUUAUUGGCCAUUUGGAGUAUUGGAUUUGCGAAACAAAAGUUCUUUUUCAUCUUCAAUAAUUCGAUAUUGCUGCGUUGUCAACUGUUGUCGCGUUGUCAACUGUUGUCGCGUCGUCGUUGUCUCGCCUGCGCCUCCUGCUUUUUACACGACCCCAACCUCCCCAUAUCGAGACCAGGACCAAGUCACCUUCCACCCCAGACAACCACAUCUCUGGGUACACUCUCUCACAAAGUUUAACUCAAUAACUUUCUUCGAUACCGUUCCUCAGGUUUACCCACAAGGUUUACUUGCCAGGCGUAGAUCGAAUCCCAACCUUCCAUAUUCAGAACUACAACGGAAAGGUUGACUGUGAGAAGGUAAACAAAGCAUAGGCCGCAACCAUCUUGCCUUCCAAGCUUUCCACUCCACCACCACCACCAACAGCAUUGUCGAAACCAACUUUCCCCCGAUCUAACGACCUUUACGCGCCCAACGAAACGUCAACGUCCAUUGAUAAGUCACGCCAGCUCUCAUCAUUCUCUCAAGCCAGAUAUAGUCCGUCAAUCUCCUCUGUUAGCGCCAGGACUCUACGACGCACUCCCAACCUCGAAUCUCUCUCGCAAGCGAACUCACUUCAGCGACGUACACACAUUGAAGCUGUAUCAGUUGGCAUCACUCCGAGCCCAAGCCCCAGCUUAACCUCAGAACCGAGCCCACCGCAUGUGAGGUUUGUUGAGCCUCAACCAUACCAAGCUGCACCUCAAGAGGCUGCGGGACUACCUGAAGAGCAAGAGCCAUACGCAGUCCGAUCUAAGGACUUCCAGGGUCCUGACGAGAAGCUACGACCACACAGAGCAGUACGAGUCAACAAGCAUACCGCUGCAGCUAUCCUCUACACGCUAGAGGAAGCGCUGCGACAUCCGACAGACUUCACGCCUGUUUGGGAGGAGGAGAACGCUUCGAUGUCAGAUCUACCGGUGGGGGGCGCACCAGCCUACGCUGGCAACGGACGCACCAAUAAUGGAUCAAUGAGACCAAGUGUGCCACAGCCAACGGGCUCGCCUGCAGGUUUGAGAGGCCCAAAGCAGAUCAUGAUAGAGCGUCAGGCCAGAGAAGAGAAGAAACGAGCCGCCGCUGAGGCCGAGCUCCAGAGGCAACGACAAGAAGAAGAGCAAAGGGUCCUUGAGGAAAGGAGAAUAAGCGACGAGAGGAGAGCAACUGCUGCUGGUGGUGGUGGAGGAGCAAGGGGGAGUGGAGGUGGAGGUGGAGGUGGUCAAAGAAUAUCAGACAACUCCCAGAGAUCGAAUCGUACGUCUGGAGGUAUAGUUGUAAGUGGUGACCAAGUUAACAAGGCUGGGGAUGCAUCGUUGCAAGGUCGCGGCACUGGUGGUACCGCAUUGGGCGGCGGCGAUCCAGCUGCAGCUAGGAGGGCAGCACGCGCAGCAGCUCAAGGUGGAGCCGCUCCCCAAGCUGGCCCAGAUCCCACUGCACAGCCUGAGCAAAGGGCGCCUCUGGCCGAGCCGGCUGUGGAUCCUCUGGACGCUGUUGCUCAGGGGAAAAGGAACACCGGUUCGACAUUUCCUCACGCGUUCGAGCGUUGGGAGACCCUGUCUGCACACUGGGAGGGACUGACAUCUUACUGGAUUCGCCGCCUCGAAGAAAAUACUAGUGAGAUCCAGCGUGAUCCGAUCUCAUCUCAGCUUUCGCGUCAAGUCACCGACCUAUCUGCAGCAGGCGCCAACCUUUUCCACGCUGUUGUAGAACUUCAACGUCUUCGGGCUUCCUCGGAACGCAAAUUUCAGAGAUGGUUCUUCGACACCAGAGCCGAACAGGAGAAGAUGGCUGAGAGACAGGGAAUGCUCGAUACCCUCCUCCAAUCUGAGAGACAGGGAAAGGCUGCUGCAAUCCAAGCUGCGGUGCAAAAAGAAUCUGAGAAAAACAACUCGGAAAAACUAAUCAACGAAUUGAAAAGAGAAUUGCAAAUCUCGAAGGAAGAGGCUCGACGUGCUUGGGAAGAACUUGGACGUCGUGAGCAAGAGGAGCGCGAGAGAACCGCCUCUUUACGCGAUGGGCAGCCCACACUUGUGGGUGGUGUGCAAGUCGUCCCCAUGAUGCAGGGAGCUCCUAGCAGGCACACCAGCACUGCUCAGAGAGAUAGACCGGCGACUCGUGAAGGUCCAUACCCUGGUGGACCAACCGCAGCAAGCAUGGGAGGCCAGCAAGAUUCUGAGGAGCUCUACAACCAGAGCGGACGCGCCCGCCAGACCGACCCAUUCGUCGAGUCUAGGUCUGCCGCACCCGCCACAAGUGGCGGAGCUGCAUCAUCCCGCCAGCAAACCUCAAGCUCCGCUUCUGGAACGACAUCCCGCCCACACCCCCCCAGCUCGACCUCAACCCCGCCAGAUGCCCAUGCUCCAGCCACACAGCAAACACCGGGAGGUUUCUACCAGCAACAGCAAGGCGCAACGCUCCACCCAGGGGACGUUGGCUCAGACUUGGGAACUCUCAGUGAGGAAGAGUAUGAAAUCGACCCCCAAGGCCAGUUCAGACGCGAUGCGCGCGGAAACAAGAUCCCCUACCAGCGACCGAUUUCGGAGGCCGAAUCGGACGACGAGCGUGUGACUGAGGCCAGAGCUAGAGGGCACGCCCAUUUGCAGCAGUACGGAGUGAUUCCAAUAACCAGCGGAGAUUACCCUCCCCGCACGAGCGCAGCUGCACCCAUGGAGCCCGUCGAUUACUCUGGCCAGGCGUAUGGCAGCGGAAGCGGGUGGGAUAGACACCAGCACCCUACCCGUCUGAGCGACGUUUUGGAGGAGGACGAGCGAAGCAGGACGAGCGCGAGCCAAGUCAGCCGCAGCAGGGAUUAAUCGGCGAGUAUUCGGCGAAAGUAUGGAGCAAUUGGCCGCGAUAUUUGGGCGGCUCGUUGAGGAAUUAGCUUCAAUUUGGAAUUGAUCCUGAGCUUGCGCCACUUUACCGGGUCUUUGUCCGACCCAGCUGCGUCUUAAAUGAUCUUCGGCGUCCCACACAUUUUCUGGGUGAGGCAUGCGACACAGCGACUAGUUUGACAAUGUAACGACUUGCGCAUCCUCUACACACCUUCGGCGUUUAUCGUGCUGCUAAUAGCUCCGGCCCUUGCAACGUCAGAAUAAUUACUGGCGCUUUGGUGGGAUUAGGAGGUGGCAUUGGGAGCACUGCUCUGUCGGCCAACCCCCUUACCUACACUUUGGUCACCAGAUGCCAUCUCGGAGGAGGAUGCAGACCCAAAUGGAUCAUAAUUUUUCUUUUGUUUAAUCGUUCGAGCAUUUUCGUGGGGGCAAGCAGGUGGUAUUUGAUUAGGAAGCUGAUUUGGGCGAAUUAUAUCAGAGAGAGCGGAGUGAGCGAGAUAUUGGCGUUUUCCUUUGCAGACUUGGGGGCGUAAUACCUGUAAUUAUAUCUGCUCUCCCAAUAGACUCAAAAAAUCGUUGUGAUAAA
Pseudogymnoascus destructans is the source of this 4837-nucleotide messenger RNA. RefSeq lists its product as uncharacterized. Lineage: Eukaryota; Fungi; Ascomycota; Leotiomycetes; Thelebolales; Thelebolaceae. Bases 2329 to 4233 code for a protein of 634 amino acids. The record is from RefSeq and is a predicted model, not a curated record. The transcript has a single exon.